Messenger RNA from Amphiprion ocellaris (clown anemonefish), 3263 nucleotides. RefSeq lists its product as uncharacterized. The record is from RefSeq and is a predicted model, not a curated record. The transcript is spliced from 2 exons. Lineage: Eukaryota; Metazoa; Chordata; Actinopteri; Pomacentridae. Bases 1534 to 2739 code for a protein of 401 amino acids.
UAGAGUCGCUGCAUUUCCGGAACAGUUUAUUUUCUCCUGCCCACUGACUUAAUUUGCUCUGCAGCUUUUAAUCACAAAUACAGACUAAGUCCUGAGUUCUCACAACAGUUUUUAAGAAUAAAGCAGAGACGAGGCUGCAUUUAGCCCAAACAUCUUUUCCCCAUGCUCCUAUCUCUUCACUAAAAAGCCUGUCAGUGUGAAAUAAUGUACAUGAACUUUAAUUCAAUCUACAUUCUUUACUAUUUUCUUUAUUUACAACUGCUUUGAUCUCUGUAAGGUUUAAAAAUGUCUUCAGUAAAAAAGAAAUGAAGAGUUCAUUUGCAAAAAACCAUAAACACCAAUCUGGAAGAAGUGUGUUGAGAGUUGUAAUGAAUACUUCAACAACUGUUGUGAGAUCCAACAUUUGUUUUCAUUAGGGCAGGGACUUUAAUGCGUUAAUUUGGAUGAAUUAAUUACAGAAAAAAUAACACAUUUAAUUGCACCUUUCUCAGUUGCCUAAUUUCGGGACACCAGUAACACUGAUGAACACUCCAGCCUGGUAAGUGGCAGGAAUGAACCUAGAGUCUGUUUUGCAGCUGCGAAGAAGAACCACAGGACGCACCAAGUGAAUCAGCGACAAGAAAGAUUGAUGAACAGUGAAGGAAGACGAGACCACAUUGAACUUGUUGAGCGGAAAGUUUUCUUUUAAACAUCUUCCCGAUGGCAGCUUGGAUAAAAGCGUGCUUGUGUGCAAAUUGUGAAACAAAGAGUUUUCUUAUCGCUGCAGCACUUAAAGCCGUCUGUGAAUGUAGUAGAGAGAUAAAAAAUGCAGAUAAAUAUAAAUGAAACAAACAUUUUGGUUGUUUAAGUUAUUACACUGUCUUUUAAUAACUUAAUUAAAAGACAGACAGAUUUUUAAAAGCAAAUUUAUGGAUAAAAAUUUAUAUUCUUGAAAAAAACAAACUCAAAAACACACCAUUUACUAGACCCAGAAACUAUGAAAAUAAAAUGAAUCUGUGCGGUGGAUUUUCAACUUUUUGAAGGUCCUUGAACUACUUAAUCUUAUGUUGUGUUGCCAUACAGUGGGAAAACCAAACUAAAUCUAGGCUUUAAAUCAUCAAAAUCACUUUUUCAUAUAUGUCCCGUUUUAAAACUUUUUAAAUUUGAAAUUAAAACCACGUAUAUGCCCAUUCAUUGAUCCAUCUGUCAACCAAAAUGUAUUUGAAUUUAAAAACUUUGCCUAAUAUCAAUAGAUAUUGCUAUUUAACAAAAAUGUGAUUAAUUGCUAUUAGUUUAUUACAAAGCCUGUAAUUAAUUUGAUUUUUUUUUUAUCGCCUCCUACCACUAGUUUUUAUGUAAAGGACGAUCUCUCCUAUUGAAAACUGCGGCUGAGCUGAUGUUUCUGGUCUGUAGGUUUCCCGUCAAAAGCCGACAACUCCUUUGAGCCAAUCAGCGCAGCGCAUUUAUAUCACGUGAUUCAAAGAUGGCGGCGCAUAAACACGCUACUCUUCGGGGUAAAAGGUUUCUAGACUGUUGGAUUUAAUCAAUUUAACCAUGGAGAACUUUGGCCAAACAGAAGAGGCUGUUGCUUUAACGGCAUCUGGACGCGAAAAGAAGAGGAAACCGGAUGAGUAUGCCCGUAACGCGGCGAAAAAAGCGCGGUACCGCGGAGGAGUACCGACAGUAGCCUGUUCGCAUAAUUUAGCUAACGUAUGCCAGGCGGCUAAGUUGUCUGGUGAGGAGGUAGCCUACAUUAACAGCGUCCUUUAUUCGACGACCGAUAAAGUUAAACAAGAUGCCACGCUGCUGUCUUACAUGGACAUCCUGCCAGUGAAACGUAGAAGACCCAAAGUGGACAAUCUAGCUGAACAAAAGACGAGGGAGCUGACUAUCAAGUACUUCGUCCUGACGGAGACGCAGGAGAAAAUCCAAGUCUGCAAACCGUCAUUUAUGAGCAUGUUUUGUGUUAAGAAGGAUCGCCUCAGCAACAUUGCAAAGUACUGGAUGCAGAAAGGAGUGCCAAUGCCAGAACUUCGUGGGGGUGCUCGCAAUACAGAGGAAAAAGCAGCCAAGAGAGAGGCCAUCAGACGUCACAUUCAAAAACUCACCUGUAGAGCGAGCCACUAUGUUUGCUGUGGUGCACCUGGCAGAAAGUAUCUUCCUGCCAAUUUGAAUGUGAAAAAGAUGCAUGAACUGUUCUGCCGUCAAAACAAGGAGCAGAUUUCAUACGCUGAAUAUUAUAGCGUAUUCAUGUAUGACUUUAACCUGGGUUUUGGACACCCAGCAAAAGAUGUUUGCAGCGCCUGCAUUAAAUUUCAGCUGAAACUAAAAGAACUCUCAGGUGAAGAGAAAUGCAGAGAAUCUGCCUUAUUUUUGUUUCGUAGGCAGAGAGGACGCCGAUUUUAUGAUAAGAUUGCUGAAUCUUUCACAAUUUUGUUUGAUAUGAUGCAGAAUAUGGUGCUGCCGAAGUCACCCAUUGGGCAAAUUUACUAUUCAAGACAGCUGUACCAGUGUGUUUUUGGUGUUUUUCUCCAUCACGGACGUAUUCACAAUCAGAGAAAAGAGGACAUUCAUCUCUAUUCAUGGUUAGAGAAUGAGAACAAGAAAUGUUAUCUAGGUAGAGUUACGGACAGUGACCUCUGUGAGUAUAAAGACCUGAGGCUUUUCUCAGAUUUCUGUGGGCAGAACAAGAACAUUAGUGUAGUAGCUAAAAUUUUUGCUCCGAGGAAGCAAAAAUACAUAGAACUAAGGAUGGAGUAAACUUAUCCAGUCCGUGGUUAUAGUUUCAUGCCCUCUGACCAUGUCUUUGGUCGUUUGGAGCAAGAGAUUAGGAAAUAGGACACUAUACUGCUGCCAUCGAAAUACCUGGAAAUUAUGCACAAACAUGGAAACGUACAUGUGUUCGGAAAACAUUCGCAGUGCUAUGACUUUAAAGCUGCUGCAGCUAAACACUGCUCCUCCACUCAAGCCUUUAAAAUUAGUGGUGACAAGGUAUUGGAAAUCAGCGGUGACAAGCUAGGCUUUAAGCAGCAAUACAGUGGUGACUUCUGUUCCAUGCUCUUUUUAAGCGUGGUAAGAAGUGGGAAACCUUCAAACCAGCUCUUGCUCCAGCAAUAAACUGUGUAAAGGAGGCAAAGAAGGCUGAAGUCCAAAACCUGCCAGGUUGAAGUUGGUAAAAUAGUCCGUACAUUCUAUGAGGAUGCCUUGACUGAUGAGGGACGUGAUGUUGGCAAGUUCAAAUGUGAAAAAAAUCUAUUUGUAAUAAAAUUAGAUUUUUUAAAUUA